Molecule: messenger RNA, 4090 nt
Organism: Medicago truncatula (barrel medic)
Lineage: Eukaryota; Viridiplantae; Streptophyta; Magnoliopsida; Fabales; Fabaceae
Exons: 7
Coding region: 379-3444 (1021 amino acids)
Biological process (GO): termination of RNA polymerase II transcription; mRNA 3'-end processing
Cellular component (GO): mRNA cleavage factor complex; cytoplasm
Molecular function (GO): mRNA binding; RNA polymerase II complex binding
Source: RefSeq, a predicted model, not a curated record
GAUCCAGACAUCAUGAUUGUAAGAGAUCCCCCACUACAGUAAAUCCAUAUAUAACUGUCUAAAGAACAAUCUCCGCCUACUCCGCAAUUUCAAUUUUCAACCCUCCUUCCUUCAAUCAACUGAUUCAUCAUUCAACGCUAUUCAACCUCAAUUCCCUCUUCUGUUUUCUGAUUUAGGAUUAUCUAUUUCUCAUUUAUUUCAAUCUUGUAACCUUUUUUCUUUACUUUUUACUCUUCAUAAUUCAUUAUUACUGAUUCAUUUCCCAUCUUGUAAUCUAGUUUUGUAAUCUAUAUCAAUUAUAUGUAAACUAGAUUUAUCUUUAGCUUUAGAAUUAGGGUUUUCAAUUUUUCAUCUUAGUUUGUAUUUGAUCUGAUUUCUAUGGAGAAACCACGAAGACCAUUUGAUAGAUCAAAAGAACCAAUUUUAAAGAGACCCAGAUUGAUAGAAAAUCCAGAUCGUGCUCCAAAUUCGAGUGUUCGACCAAUUCAACAAAGAAAACAAGUGAAUUCUGGGAUUUCAACGUUGUCUUCUGCUUCACGGUUCAGGCAGAAUGAUAGAGAGUUGGAAAGUAGUGAUUUUGAUGGUGGUGGUUAUGAGCCGCAGCCGAUUCGGUUUGAGGACCUGGUGGCUCAGUAUAAGAGUGCACUUGCAGAGCUUACUUUCAAUUCGAAGCCGAUGAUUACCAACUUGACUAUAAUUGCAGGGGAGAAUCAAGCUGGUCAGAAGGCUAUUGCUGCCACUAUUUGUGCUAACAUUCUAGAGGUUCCUAGUGAACAAAAGCUGCCAUCUCUUUAUCUCUUAGACAGUAUUGUUAAGAAUAUUGGGCAGGAUUACAUAAAAUACUUCGCUGCCAAACUACCCGAGGUAUUUUGCAAGGCAUACAAACAGGUAGAUCCUUCUGUCCGUCAAAGUAUGAAACAUCUUUUUGGAACUUGGAAAGGAGUCUUUCCUCCUCAGACCCUUCAGAUUAUUGACAAGGAACUGGGCUUCACUCCAGUAAUCAAUGGUUCAUCUUCUGCAUCUACUGCACUCAGGAGUGAUUCACAGUCAAAGCAUUCGCCUCACAGUAUCCAUGUGAAUCCCAAGUAUUUUGAAAGACAGCGUCUUCAGCAGUCCAGCAGGACUAAAGGAGUUGUUGGUGACAUGACUGGAGCUAUUGCAAACUCAAAUGACGACCAUGAGAUGACUGAUAGAGAUUUGGGUGUUGCACGAGCAUGGAAUAAUCAGCGCACUCAUAGAGAUCCAUUCAAUGAUUCAGUUCCAGAAAAGAGCAUCAGUGCAUCAUAUGAAGACAAUGAACAUGGUUCCAAUCUUUCAAGGAAUUUGGGCAUGGGUAUUGGAAGAACUGAUGGUAGGGUUGCCAAGUUAGGACACAGAAAUUUGUCCAGCAAAGCUGCUGCUGGUGUUUCAGGGACCAUAUCUGGGCAAAGAAAUAGUGUUGGCCUCAAACAUAGUUUUUCAAAUACUGAAGCAUCUAUGCAUCAGCCAAUACGAAACAUAGCUGGAAUACAGAGAAAUGUGAUAUCAAGUAGCUGGCAAAAUUCUGAGGAAGAGGAGUACUCGUGGGAUGAAAUGAACACGGGAUUGACCGGUCAUGGUGUCCGUAACAACUUGGGCAAUGAUGCUUGGACCGCUGAUGAUGAGAAUUUGGAAGCUGAAGAUAACCACCACCAAAUCAGAAAUGUUUUUAGGGCAAAUGUUGAUAGAGAAAUGCCCAAUAGAUCUCAAGCCACUGAAAAGAAACAAUCACAUGCAUUUCAGCAUCAUCCAUCAUUAUCAUGGCAAUUGCAGGAGCAGCAAUCAAUUGAUGCGUUGGAUAGGAAACCGGGUCACUUGGAAGGAUCUAUGUUAAUGUCUGGUUCCUUACCAGCCAAUGCAAGUUCUUCUGCUGCCAGGAUGGGGAAUCGUGCUUUCCUUCCAAAUGCAAGAAUAGGAUUGGCAGAAAUUGAGGGACAACAAUUUCAUUCUGUGGGAUCUGAAUCCCCUUCCGGGCAGUCACCUUUGCGACAUCGGUCUCCAUCGCCACCAAGUAUUGACCACUCCCAUCUUAUGAAAAGUUUGGCUAUGCAAGACCAUCCCCACACUCGUAAAACAUCUCAUUUUUUGGGAGGUCUGCACAGUCAAUAUAAUGAAGAUUCUUCUCCCACCCUUGCUCCUAAUAUUCAUGUUGGAGACUUGCGAAGAUCAUCGCAACUAAAAGACUUGCAGGGUCCAUUACCUUCAUCAGGUUUUCAGCCAAGGUAUCAGCAACAACUGAGCUCUUCACACGCUGAAGUAACUAUUGAGACUGAGAAGCCACCUUUGUCCAAAGUUUCUCUAGCCAGAAAAACCUCAGAGCAGCCAGCCACAAGUCAUACAAAAGCUGCAAGUGUGAAGAAUGGAACAUUUUCCAACAUGCCAACUACUAGUAGUCUUCCAUCUCUAUUAGGGGCUCGGCCUUCUCAGUCAGGUGGUUCUUCCCAUGCCAAAAUAAUUUCAUCAGUGUCCGUAAAUGUCUCUCCAUCUUCACCUGUUUUGCCGAAAAGACCUCAAAGAAAGGCUGGACAACCACUACGGACAUCUACUCUAUCACCAGCUUCCUCGAAUGUUAGCAGUGCCUCAGCCCAGUCAUCGGGUGCCACCAAUCAUACCUCAAAUCCACUUGCAAACCUUUUAAGCUCAUUAGUUGCAAAGGGUUUGAUAUCCACAGUAACUGAGACACCAGCCGAGGUGCCGCCUGAGACGCUGACUCGAUUGGAAGAUCACUGCGACAGCUUUAGUACCAGUAGCUCUAUGCCUGUUGCUUCAUUGUCUGGUUCUGCAGCUGUCCCUAUCCCUUCUACCAAAGAUGAGUUAGAUGAUACUGCGAAAACACCUAUGUCGUUAUCUGAAUCAACCAGCACAGAUAUUAGAAAUGUCAUUGGUUUUGAGUUUAAGCCUAAUGUAAUCAGGAAGUUGCAUCCAUCUGUAAUUAGUGGAUUAUUUGAUGAUUUUCCACAUCAUUGCAGCAUUUGUGGCCUUAAACUUAAAUUCCAAGAACAGUUUAACAGACACUUAGAGUGGCAUGCCACAAGAGAAAGAGAAUGCACUGGUUUAAUUACGGCAUCAAGAUGGUAUCUGAAGUCAAGUGACUGGGUUGCUGGCAAAGCUGAAUGUCCAUCUGAGAAUGAGUUUACUGAUUCUUUAGAUUCACAAGACAGCGAAACAGACAAAGAUCAAGAGGAUGCAAUGGUUCUAGCAGAUGAAAACCAAUGCUUGUGUGUGUUGUGUGGUGAGCUAUUUGAAGAUGUUUACUGUCAUGAAAAUAGUGAAUGGAUGUUCAAAGCGGCUGUUUACAUGACUAAUGCUGAUAUCGCUACUGAGGUGGGAAUCAACGAUGUGAUUUCUGGAAGGGGUCCCAUCAUUCAUACAAGAUGCUUAUCAGAUUACUCGUUAUCGAGUGUCGUCAAGACGGAACUGGAUUAAAACAAGUUUAGAACACCGGAGCUCUGAUUUUAAUAAGAAUUAAUAAGCUGAGUGAACCGAGGUUUACUUUACUACUUUUACCGAUUCUUUAUAGCUCUUCAUGCUAAAUUUAUUUCUCUAAUAGUUUCUAGAGCUUUCAAACAAGUUUUGUACUCUUCUAUUUGUUUUUUUUUCCUUUACCUUUUUUUCAUUAUUUUUUGUACCCAGGAGGAAGCUUUAAUUCCUCAGUGUUCAAAGUAUAUACAUGCGAUAGUUUUUACAGCUCAACCCUUUGCUCAUUGAUGUGGUCAUUUUAUGUACAAUAAAGCGGAUUUGUGGUUUUUUAAACGGCAUAUCUGGGUGUAACAUAAAGCAAAGCACUUAUGCCAUAGUUGUCACAAAUGUCAGGCGGCAUUCUCUGUAACCAUGUAACCUGUAUCAUUAGAAUUUUAAAUUGCUACUGUAUUUCUGGUUCCCCUUUCUGUAUUUUGAGGGGUUUGAAAUUGCAGUAUUCCUCGUUACCUGGGAAAUACUUUCCUAAUUUCCGGAAAUUCAGGUUUAUUGUAAUAUAUAUGUUAAUAUUUUCCCUUUAAUACAACUGGGAUUUUCUUUUCGGUUGUCGCAUAAAUAAGAAAAAGUAAGGAAAUACAAUUUCUCAUUUCGAUUC